This is a messenger RNA of Plenodomus lingam JN3, 675 nucleotides long. The record is from RefSeq and is a predicted model, not a curated record. NCBI's taxonomy places the organism in Eukaryota, Fungi, Ascomycota, Dothideomycetes, Pleosporales, Leptosphaeriaceae.
AUGAUGAUCAAUGACUGUACCCAAGGCCCCACAAGCGUUGCAACAUCGGGCGAUACUAUCGUAACCGCUGGUGACAUGGAAACGUGUCAGUUUCAGGGGACCGAAGCAUUUCAAAUUGGCCAGAAUAGCGCGGGUCCACCCGCAUCAGACAACGUCUUGAAAUAUAGGACAGCUGAGAACGGGUCCGGAGAUGACGCUUACAAGUUGACAAUUCAAGCAGGAAUCACAUACCGCCUUCAGCUUAUCAACACUUCAGUCGACAGCGACCUUCGCGUGCAUCUAGACAAUCAUCCGUUUUCGGUAAUCGGAACAGACUUUGUACCACUUGUUCCCAACAUUACCAGCUACAUCCAAAUUGGCAUUGGCGAGCAACUCGACGUCAAUGCUGGUGAAGGACACGCCGUAAUCACAUACUCAGGUCCGACUGUCGCAGAUCCGACUUCAACUGCGCCUCCGUUUAUGCCUUACUUCUAUGACUGCCGCCCCCGGCAACCCAACUAUCAAGUCCUGGCACAGAAGAACAGUAAUCUUCGUCAUCUUACCGUGUCACCGAGGUACCAUCUACCUCUGCUUAAACGGUCAGUAGGCAUAUCGAUAUUUCCCCUCGUCUUUGCUCUGACCCGAGAGAGUCGAUCUAUCGGAUCAUCUAACAGACUAUCCCUGUCGCCCAUCUGA